Molecule: messenger RNA, 1537 nt
Organism: Triticum dicoccoides
Lineage: Eukaryota; Viridiplantae; Streptophyta; Magnoliopsida; Poales; Poaceae
Product: probable magnesium transporter NIPA2
Exons: 10
Coding region: 369-1283 (304 amino acids)
Biological process (GO): magnesium ion transport
Cellular component (GO): membrane
Molecular function (GO): magnesium ion transmembrane transporter activity
Source: RefSeq, a predicted model, not a curated record
AACAUACUGGAGCAAACUUCUCCUGCCAGCCACAAGUCUGCGCCUCUCCCACGUUCUCCCGCCACGUUCUCCACGACUCUUGUCCUGCUCGCCGUCGCAGCGGGCCUCGCAUCGCAGCCCCGGGGGCUCGGGCAGGUAACCGGUGCCCUUCUCGAUCUGAAAUUUGCAUCUCGGUUGGUUGAUUGAUGGAUGGUCACCUUCAAAAAAUAAUUGAACGGCGAAGCGUGGCACGCAACCUAUUCCGCAUGAUUUCUUGCCCUCUCCGUCUUCCCUUCUUCCAUUGAGGUCUGAAGGAUCGGGGGAUUUUUGUCUGUUCAAGGAAUUGGUUCCUGGGUUAUUUUAGUUUGUAAAAAAGUAUUUCCUCAAAUAUGGUGGCCUCUCUAGAUAAUGUGAGAGGCUUGACUUUAGCCAUGUCAUCCAGUGCAUUCAUCGGUUCAAGCUUUGUAAUCAAGAAAAUUGGGCUGAAGAAGGCUGGGGAUUCUGGGGCAAGAGCAAGAGCAGGUUCUGGAGGUCAUUCAUACUUGUAUGAACCAUUAUGGUGGCUGGGAAUGGUCACUAUGAUUCUUGGAGAGAUAGCAAACUUUGCAGCAUACGCAUUUGCCCCUGCCAUACUUGUUACUCCUCUAGGAGCUCUGAGCAUAAUAUUUAGUGCAGUGCUCGCACACUUCAUCCUGAAAGAGAGAUUGCAUAUGUUUGGUGUUGUUGGUUGCAUCUUGUGUGUUGUUGGGUCUGUUGGUAUAGUUUUGCAUGCCCCAAAGGAGAGGGAGAUUAAUUCAGUGGAGGAAAUAUGGCAUUUUGCAACUCAGCCAGGUUUCAUUGUUUAUUCAUGUGUGGCUGUGGUUGGUGCUCUUUUUUUGAUUUUCUGGGCUGUCAAACGCUCUGGUCAUAGGAAGAUGCUCGUCUAUAUUGCAAUCUGUUCACUAAUGGGAUCACUCACGGUUAUCAGCGUAAAAGCAGUUGCCAUUGCCUUGAAGCUGUCAUUUAGUGAAUCAAACCAAUUCAUCUACGUCCAGACGUGGUUCUUCAUAUUUGUUGUCAUUAUUUGCUGCUUGGUGCAGUUGAACUAUUUAAACAAGGCCAUGAUUAUUUCCCCAUUUCAGGAUUGGGUUUCACAGAGUGCAACACAGAUAGCUACUCAACUAUGUGGGUUCGUGACUAUUGUUGCAGGGACUUUUCUACUUCACAAGACUAACACCAGCAGCACAGAUAGACAUGCGGAGAGUGCACCAACACCUCCACCACCGCCGCCGCCGCCGCCUGAUCAAAUUUGUGUGCAGGGAUGAAGCCUGCUUCCAAGUUAUUACCUAACUUCAGCUCCACGUCUAACAUGUACCAAAACAUUGAGACAACAAGCACAUGGAAUCCGAUUGAAUGUUAUAUUGGUAUAGUAGUAGCAUUUUUUGUUAAAGAUGUUUCUCUUUUACCUGUAUAGUUGAAGUGUAUGAAUAUAGCCUUCACUACACAUGACUUGAAAUUUAUGCAGAGAGUUUAUUAUAAAAAAUUUGGAAACGAUACUACCAAACGAAGUUUGUUUUAA